Messenger RNA from Neopsephotus bourkii (Bourke's parrot), 5685 nucleotides. It is a transcript of the gene ERICH3, whose product is annotated as glutamate rich 3. Lineage: Eukaryota; Metazoa; Chordata; Aves; Psittaciformes; Psittacidae. The annotation marks the transcript as partial. The record is from RefSeq and is a predicted model, not a curated record. The transcript has 20 exons.
CCCCCCGGGGAAGCCCCGCCCCCCGUGUCCUAGCGACGGGGACGCGGCGGCUGCGGGACCCUCACCUGCCCCGAGCCGCGGCCGCCCCGAGCCGCCGGUGCCGCCGCCAUGAGCGGCCCGCAGCCAGGAUAUCUUGCAACCUACAACAGCCUUACAGACAAACACCUGGUUGGGUAUUUCAACAACACCAGAAUAAGACGGCAUCUUCAGAGAUCAGGACUGAUCUCAAGGAGUGGAAGAAUAAUACCUGAGAAGGAAUACCGGCUAAAUGCUCUGAGGAGGGAUCACCAGAGAUACGUACAGGAGUGCCUGGCUCGCGCCAUAUUUCACAAGGUCCUUGACAUAGAGCGCCAUCAUCAGCGGGAAAUAAAGCAGCAGCUUGAAAGUUCUGUGAGGAAGGAGAGGGUGCAGAAGGUCAAGAUGGAGCAGUUCAGAAGAUCAGUGGAAGGUGUCAACCCUAUGCACUUCCCGCAUCCACCACUUGCUCCAAGAUAUCAUUAUGGACUCCAUCCUUUUGUGGCUGAGGAAACAGCUGGUCACUCACAACUGAGGGCACCUGGACACUGUGAUUACAGUGGUGGACAUCCUCCUCCUCAUCACCAGCCCAAGGAACCUGACUUUUCUAGGGUGACUUCCUGGCGACCCAACACAGCUCCAGGGAACAUGCAGCACCCCCCUCGCCUCCAGCCGCUUCGCAGCCGUGCUGCAGAGGGGUCUCUACCAAAGACUUCAAGCUCUAGCCACAGGUGCCACGUGCUGAGAUGUGUCAAGCAGUUUGUCACCAGGCAGGAGAGGAAUGGAUCAAGACUUCUGAAUUCAGUGAAGUGUGUGACUGGUGUAUCCCCAUAUCAACUCCCUGCCAUCAACAACUAUGUGAUGCCAGUGCCACCUCCUCGCCUGCAAAAAAGGGGCCUAAAUGCAGAGAGGAAUGGGAUGCCCAGAGGGAGACAAUUUCAUCUUGCCACUGCACCCAGUGAUGCAGAGCAACCUCCAAAGAAGCCCGCUGGAGGGUUCCCCAGGUCCCCACUCCGCAGCAACGCCUGUGUUACCAUGGUCUUCCUGGGAAAAAGCGUGCAUUUAUCUCACGAUGAUGCUGAUUGCAGGGAUGAAAUCAAAGUCUAUCAGCAGCAUUGUGGAGGAGAGAACCUCUGUGUCUACAAAGGCAGGCUGAUGGCAGGAGAGACCUUUCAGUUCAUCUCAAAGAGGCACCGUGGCUUCCCAUUCAGCCUUACCUUUUUUCUCAAUGGGAUACAAGUGGACAGGUUGAGCUGCUGCUGUGAGUACAAGCAUCAGAAAGGUUCCAGGCUGGGAGGCAAACAUGGGUCCUUCGCGAUUCUGCACGUGGAGGGAGCAUCUCCUUGCUACAGGUGCAUUAUUGCAAUGGGUCUGGACAAAGAGCCAUCCCCUCCCAAGAGGAAGGUGAAGGAGGACCAUGAGGAAAAGUAUGUGGGUUUCUGGGGAGAUGGAGCCUAUAGUGAGCCAAGCAAAAGCCGUGCUGAGCAGAAAUCCAGAAGAAAUUCAGUGUUAGUCAUCCUGCCAAGUCAUGAAGCAACUGUGGAAACUGCUCGGGGUGAAAUGAAGACCAAACGGGAGUAUGGAAAAGAAGAGAUGAAAAAGCCAGCUGAUUGUGAGAGGGAAGGCGGUCAGGAAGACACCAUUAAAAAUGAGUAUGAUGAAGAUUUUGAAGCAGAUGAAGAAGUUAAUGAAGAGGGACAGACCAAUGAUCAAAUGAAUGGGAUGUCAAAGUCACCCUCAGAUGAUAAAAACCAUAAUUUAGACUAUGAAAAUGAGAGCAAAACCUCAUCACAGAAAGCGCUGCAGGCCUCUGACAGUGAGGAGGAUGAAAGUGAUGGGUAUUCUGACAGCAGCUCUGAGGAUGAUGAACAAGGUGGGAGGCCUGUGCACUCUUUCUCAUCCGUCAGCACCCAGUACAGCAGUGAAGAUGACUCUUGUGCUGAAACAACGAAAGAUGAUGUUGAGGGCAAAGAGGAGCAUAACGAUGAAAGGGCAUCUGAUAACACAGCACAUGAACAGUUUGGAAAUGAGAAUGGGGAGAAUAAAGUGCACAGAGUGGAGGAAAAUCAGGAAACUUCUGUACUGGAAAAGGAAGGAAUAGAUGGAGCAGAAAAGGCAAAACCAGAAGAUCUAACAGCAAGGGGAGACACUGGAAUUUUUAAUGAAAAUACAACAGCAGAGCAGCAUCAAAGUCUUGAAGUUAACAGGGAACUCGACCAGCCUGCAUCAGUCCAAAGUGACGCAGAGGAAGAUGAGGAGAACACCAGUACUGGGAGAGGUGAUGGGCAGGAAGGUGUUCUAGUGCCUUUGGAAAGCAGUGUGACAGAAGUGGAGGACAGCAGUGAUGAGGCUCCUUAUAGUGAUGAAGGACGGGUUUUUGACGGUUGCAAACCAGCCCAGGAGGAGAUGGCAAAGGCAGUUGCAAAUGAUCACCAUGUGAAUUCUGAACCUGAACCUGGUGAUUCCCAUGUGGAUGAGGAAGAAGAGCACACAACAAGUGCAGAGCUUGGUGCCAGUGAAGCACCAGAUGCAGCCUCUUUGGCUGAAGGAGCAAGAACACUUGACGAGCAGAAGGCAGCAAAACAAGUGGUACAAGACGGGCAGAUGGAAGGGGAGAAACAAGCACUUGAGGAGGAAGAGUCUGUGGCUGAGGGAGGAGAUGCUCAAUCCGAAGAUGCAGAAGAAGUGGCACGGGUGGGAGAUCUGCUGCCCAAGGAGGACACCGUGGCUGUGCUGCUGAUGGAGAGUCUGCUCGCGGUGCGGGAAUCUGCACCUGAGGAGAGCACCCGAGCAGAAGGAGAUCCCAAAGGACAGGAGACAUGGAAGGGAGCGGAGACUGGUGCAGAGGUGGCACCUGGGGAACAGGAGGGUGUGAUGGAGGGGAUGGGGAGCAUGGCAGCAUGGGGAGGGCAGGAAACUGAGGCCAUGCAGAGGGGAGGUUCUGCAGGUCAUAGUGUUGAGGUUGUUGAGAUGGUGUAUGAGCCAGUGGAGGUGGGAGGUUCUGCAGGUGAGGGUGUUGUGAUUGAGAUGGUGUCUGAGGGCGUUCAGGAGGGAGGAUCUGCAGGUCAGGGUGUUGUGAUUGAGAUGGUGUCUGAGGGCGUUCAGGAGGGAGGAUCUGCAGGUCAGGGUGUUGUGACUGAGAUGGUGUCUGAGGGCGUUCAGGAGGGAGGAUCUGCAGGUCAUGGUAUUGUGAUUGAGAUGGUGUCUGAGGGUGUUCAGGAAGGAGGAUCUGCAGGUCAUGGUACUGUGAUUGAGAUGGUGUCUGAGGACUUGCUGGAGGGAGGAUCUGCAGGUCAUGGUGUUGUUGUGAGUGAGGUGGUGAAUGGGGUCAUGCAGGAGGGAGGUUCUGCAGGACAGGGUGUUGUGAUUGAGAUGGUGUCUGAGGACUUGCAGGAGGAAGGUUCUGCUGGUCAGGGUGUUGUGAUUGAGAUGGUGUCUGAGGACUUGCAGGAGGGAGAUUCUGCUGGUCAGGGUGUUGUGAUUGAGAUGGUGUCUGAAGACUUGCAGGAGGGAGAUUCUGCUGGUCAGGGUGUUGUGACUGAGAUGGUGUCUGAGGGUGUUCAGGAAGGAGGAUCUGCAGGUCAUGGUAUUGUGAUUGAGAUGGUGUCUGAGGACUUGCUGGAGGGAGGAUCUGCAGGUCAGGGUGUUGUUUUGAAUGAGGUGGUGAAUGGGGUCAUGCAGGAGGGAGUUUCUGCAGGUGAGGGUGUUGUGAUUGAGAUGGUGUCUGAAGACUUGCAGGAGGGAGGAUCUGCAGGUCACGGUGUUGUGAGUGAGGUGGUGAAUGAGGUCACGCAGGAGGGAGGUUCUGCUGGUCAGGGUGUUGUGAUUGAGAUGGUGUCUGAGGACUUGCAGGAGGAAGGUUCUGCUGGUCAGGGUGUUGUGCUUGAGAUGGUGUCUGAGGACUUGCAGGAGGAAGGUUCUGCUGGUCAGGGUGUUGUCCUUGAGAUGGUGUCUGAGGACUUGCAGGAGGGAGGUUCUUCUGGUCAGGGUGUUGUGCUUGAGAUGGUGUCUGAGGACUUGCAGAAGGGAGGUUCUGCAGGUCAGGGUGUUGUGAUUGAGAUGGUGUCUGAGGGUGUUCAGGAAGGAGGAUCUGCAGGUCAUGGUAUUGUGAUUGAGAUGGUGUCUGAGGACUUGCUGGAGGGAGGAUCUGCAGGUCAGGGUGUUGUUUUGAAUGAGGUGGUGAAUGGGGUCAUGCAGGAGGGACUUUCUGCAGGUGAGGGUGUUGUGAUUGAGAUGGUGUCUGAGGACUUGCAGGAGGGAGGAUCUGCAGGUCACGGUGUUGUGAGUGAGGUGGUGAAUGAGGUCACCCAGGAGGGAGGUUCUGCUGGUCAGGGUGUUGUGAUUGAGAUGGUGUCUGAGGACUUGCAAGAGGGAGGUUCUGCAGGUCAGGGUGCUGUGAAUGAGAUGGUGUCUGAGGACUUGCUGGAGGGAGGAUCUUCAGGUCACGGUGUUGUUGUGAGUGAGGUGGUGAAUGGGGUCAUGCAGGAGGAAGUUUCUACAGGUCAGGCUGUUGCUGUGAGUGAGAUGGUGUCUGAGGUCAUGCAGGAGGCACAUUCUCCAGGUCAGGGUGUUGUUGUGAGUGAGAUGGUGUCUGAGGCUGUGCAGGAGGGAGGUUCUACAGGUGAAGGUGUUGUUGUGAGUGAGAUUGUGUCUGAGGCUCUACAGGAGGGAGGUUCUGCAGGUGAAGGUGUUGUUGUGAGUGAGAUUGUGUCUGAGACUGUGCAGGAGGGAGGUUCUGCAGGUCAGGUUGUUUUGGAUGUGGGUAAGAUGGUGUCUGAGGCCAUGCGGGAGGGAGCAUCUGCAGUUCAGGGUGUUGUGGUAGGAGCUGUGUGUGAGGCAGAGGAGGCUGUGGAGGAAGCUAGCUUGGGAGAAGCUGGGUUUGCUGGGGCAGCUGACCCUUAUGGGGAAGAGUCUGUCAAGGAAACAACUUCUGGGUGGGUGGAGGCUGUGGAGAAGCCUGGGGCUCUCCCGGAGGCCUUGGGGAAUCGGGAUGUGUGCACAGGAGAGGCUGUGCCUGGAGGAGAUGACUUUGUAAAGCCAAAUGUGUUUUCCCAGCUGAAAGCGUCAGGGGAAGAGUUGGCGCAGAAGGGGAAAGCAGCAACACCUGAGGUUGGCGAGGCAUUGGAGGUGGAGGGGAGUUCUUUCCUGAGAGUAGAAGACACAGUGGAGGAGUCUGUGGAGCCUGGCAAGGGUCCCCUGCUGCAAGAGGCACCUGCACUGGAGGCACUGGUGGGUGCUGGAGGGGAUCCCUUAAGUGAAGGAUCACUUAGGCUGGAGGAGACCUCAGCAGCAGAAGAGGAGGAGGGCUCAGCAGAAGCAGUCUUGUGUGGAAACCCAUCUCCAGGCAGCAAGGCAAAGACGGAGGGAGCAGUGGAAGGGAAAGCGGAUGGAGGGGUGGGGACGGUGUGUGUGCAGGGCGCCAGAGCAGAGCCAAGGGCUGGAGAAGACGGCACGGGGCGAGCAGCGGGUCCGGGGCAGCGGGCAGAUGGGAUGGGCGGACCCCCGGGGUGUGCUGAGGGGACAGGGAAGGCGCAGCCUGACGGCCACGGGGCACUGGAGGGGACAGCGCGGGCUGCCCCGGGGUGGGGGGGGAGCGCGGCGGGGGCAGCGGGGCAGGAGGGGGCCGCGGAUGGGGCCGCCGAGGCGCUGAGCUCCCCGCGGCUGCAGCGG